Otolemur garnettii (small-eared galago) is the source of this 1396-nucleotide messenger RNA. It is a transcript of the gene GSDMA, whose product is annotated as gasdermin A. The transcript is spliced from 11 exons. Lineage: Eukaryota; Metazoa; Chordata; Mammalia; Primates; Galagidae. Bases 3 to 1265 code for a protein of 420 amino acids. Gene Ontology annotation, biological process: defense response to bacterium; pyroptotic inflammatory response. The record is from RefSeq and is a predicted model, not a curated record. Gene Ontology annotation, molecular function: phosphatidylinositol-4,5-bisphosphate binding; phosphatidylinositol-4-phosphate binding; phosphatidylserine binding.
CGAUGACUAUGUUUGAAAAUGUCACCCGGGCCCUGGCCAGGCAACUAAACCCCCGAGGGGACCUGACACCCCUUGACAGCCUCAUUGACUUCAAGCGCUUCCAUCCCUUCUGUCUGGUGCUGAGGAAGAGGAAGAGCACGCUGUUCUGGGGGGCCCGGUAUGUCCGCACUGACUACACCCUCCUGGAUGUGCUGGAGCCCGGCAACUCACCUUCAGACCCAACAGACACUGGCAGCUUUGGCUUUAAGAAUAUGCUGGACGCCCGAGUGGAGGGCGAGGUGGAUGUGCCAAGGACGGUGAAGGUGAAGGGGACUGCAGGGCUGAAGCUGGCAGCAGAUCACCCGUUCCUGAAGGAGAUGCGGGACCGGGGAGAGAACCUGUACGUGGUGAUGGAGGUGGUAGAGACGGUGGAGGAGGUCACUCUGGAGCGGGCCGGCAAGGCAGAUGGCUGCUUCUCCCUCCCCUUCUUUGCCCCGCUGGGGUUACAGGGAUCCGUAAACCACAAGGAGGCUUUAACCAUCCCCAAGGGCUGCGUCCUGGCCUUUCGAGUGAGACAGCUGAUGGUCAAAGGCAAAGAUGAGUGGGACAUCCCCCACAUCUGUAAUGAUGACAUGCAAACCUUCCCUCCUGGAGAAAAGCCAGAAGAGAAGUUCAUCCUUAUCCAGGCAUCUGAUGUUGGAGGGGUACAUGAAGGCUUCAAGACGCUAAAAGAAGAAGUUCAGAGAGAGACCCACGAAGUGGAAAAGCUGAACCGGGUGGGGCAGAGCUCCCUGCUCAGCUCCCUCACCAGACUUCUAGGGAAGAAAAAGGAGCUACAAGACCUUGAACUUGAGCUCGAAGGGGCUCUAGACAAGGGACAUGAAGUGACACUGGAGGCACUCCCGAAAGACAUUCUGCUAUCAAAGGAGGUUAUGGGUGCCAUCCUCUACUUCCUUGGAGCACUAACAGAGCUAAGUGAAGCCCAGCAGAAACUGCUGGUAAAAUCCGUAGAGAAGAAAAUCCUACCUGUGCAGCUAAAGCUGGUGGAGAACACAAUGGAACAGAAUUUCCUCCAAGAUAAAGAGGGUGUUUUUCCCCUGCAACCUGAGCUCCUCUCCUCCCUUGGGGAGGAAGAACUGACCCUCACUGAGGCCCUGGUGGGGCUGAGUGGCCUGGAAGUGCAAAGAUCCGGCCCCCAGUAUAUGUGGGACCCAGACACCCUCCCUCGCCUCUGUGCCCUUUAUGCUGGCCUCUCCCUCCUUCAGCUGCUGACCAAGGCAUCCUAACUCGCCCUUUCCAUCUGUGUGUUCGUGGUUUCCAAAUAUCUUCCCAACCUUAUCAUGCUGUGUCCUUAACACACAAGGGUAUUUCAGGGCCAUUAGUGUGAGAAUGACUGAAAUCCUAGCAGGUCACCAAC